Messenger RNA from Ipomoea nil (Japanese morning glory), 1037 nucleotides. Its product is annotated as remorin-like. The coding region runs from base 738 to 1037 and encodes 99 amino acids. The record is from RefSeq and is a predicted model, not a curated record. Lineage: Eukaryota; Viridiplantae; Streptophyta; Magnoliopsida; Solanales; Convolvulaceae. The transcript is spliced from 2 exons.
UGUUGUCUCUAUGGAAACUCUAUCAAUUUGAUUCAUCUCAUAAUGACACAAAACAAAGCACUAAUAACUAAUAUACUUUCCUAUGUUGUUCCCCUUUUAAUUUACUAUAUACUCUUUUCUUGUUUUCUUGAAGAUCUACUGGCCUCUGCAACCAUAUUCCUGUAGAAAGGUUUGUAUUGAUAAUUUGAUAUACAUAAACAUGGGAGAAGAAGAGGAAAAUCCUCCAGCCCAUCAUUCACCUGAGAAGAAGAAUGAGAGAGCUCUAUCCCUUGUGCCACUUCCUCCUGCCUCACAAAGUAUAUAUUUUCUCUCUUCUUUUCCUUUCUAUAUAUUUCUUGGGGAAAAACAAAUAAAUGCAUCUGUCUUCUUUUCUACAUUUGAAAGGAAAAGAACAAGGAAAUCAGAAUUUUGUUUUCAUUUUUAGCCUUCUCUUUUAUGGUUUGAAAUUUUAACUGUCUGAAUCUUGAUUGGUGAGACAGAUGGUGCAGGGAGUGCCAAGGACAGAGGUGAUUUAUUAGUUUGUUAAUAACUUUUGGGCUGCCUUAAUUAUCUUGAUUUUGUUUUUAAUUUUACUCUUAUACAAUAAUAGAUGGUGCCCUGGCUAGAGUGGAAUUGGAGAAAAGAUUGGCUUUGAUCAAAGCAUGGGAAGAGAAUGAAAAAACUGUAGCUGACAACAAGUUAGUAUGAUUUUUCCUUGUUUUCUUUGGUACCUUUGACUUGUCUCUCUAAUAUAUAGGAUGACAUACCCACUCAGGGCACACAAAAAGCUGACUGCAAUUAGAUCAUGGGAAAACAUUAACAAGGCGACUAUGGAUGCUCAACUAAGGCAGAUUGAGGAAAAUAUUGAGAAGAAGAAGGCUGAACAUAGAGCAAAAAUGAAGAACAAAGAAGCUGAAAUUCACAAGGUGGCAGAUGAGAAGAGGGCAGUAGUUGAAGCACAACGAAAGGAAGAGAUCCUCAAGGCUGAGGACAUGGCUGCAAAAUUCAGAUCAAGCGGCUACACUCCCAAGAGGUUUUUGGGGUGGUUUGGCUGCUAA